AUGACUCGCGGCGAAACUGUCCAGACCAAGUGCCAUUACAAGGGCAACACUGAUGAUUUCAUCAUCUUCAUUGACGACGUCGAGACCUACAACAAGUGGAAGACGGACAAGAGUAUUCCCAUGGCUCACUUCAUCUCUUCCUUCAAGAUUUUCCUCACCAAUAAACAUGGUGCCCAGGGCCAACUCGAUGCGGCCCCCAAAAACAUUCUUGCGACCGAGUUUGAUACGGAAGAUGAGGAUGAGGUGAUUAAGAAGAUUCUUGAGAAGGGCAACAUACAGCAAUCAGAGAUGCCCGCGCGCCAGGGACCCAAGAAUGACUCCAUGAGCUCCAUGAACGCGAAGUAG
Molecule: messenger RNA, 345 nt
Organism: Beauveria bassiana ARSEF 2860
Lineage: Eukaryota; Fungi; Ascomycota; Sordariomycetes; Hypocreales; Cordycipitaceae
Product: shwachman-Bodian-Diamond syndrome protein
Exons: 3
Coding region: 1-345 (114 amino acids)
Source: RefSeq, a predicted model, not a curated record